Messenger RNA from Hibiscus syriacus, 1050 nucleotides. RefSeq lists its product as uncharacterized. NCBI's taxonomy places the organism in Eukaryota, Viridiplantae, Streptophyta, Magnoliopsida, Malvales, Malvaceae. The transcript is spliced from 3 exons. The coding region runs from base 16 to 951 and encodes 311 amino acids. The record is from RefSeq and is a predicted model, not a curated record.
GUUAAAGAAACGGAAAUGAUGGUUCAGGAAGAAACUAAGCUCUCAGAUACCUCUUAUGGGGCAAGUGACUCUUCAAUUACUAGAGAUGACAAAAUUGUUGGUGUAUCUGAAGUUCAUAAUGAAAAACAAUAUCCGGAAUGUUCGAAACAGGAGUUGUCUGAAGAGGACCAACAGCCAUUUUCUCCGUUAGCAUCUCCAUCAAAUUCGCCAGUCGCCAAAAAGGUUGAAGGUCUAGAGAGUGUUAGAGAUAUACAGGAGCGGCCAAGUCCGGUAUCUGUUCUUGAGCCAAUAUUCGCAGAUGACGUUAUCAGCCCUGCUAGCUUCAGAUCAAUUUCUGGUGAAACAUCCAUCCAACCGUUAAGAAUUCGAUUCGAAGAACAUGGUUCUUCAGAAAACAUCAGUAGUCGUUUUAAAACUUGUAUGGAUGACAAGGAAACGGUAUUUGAGCAUGUAAAGGCAGUGCUACAAGCCUCAAGUUUCGACUGGGACGAACUCUACAUCAGGUCACUUUCUUCGGACCAGCUUCUUGACCCUUUGUUGCUCGAUGAGGUAGAAUACUUACCCAACCAACUUUGUCAUGAAAAAAAACUGCUCUUUGACUGCAUUAACGAAGUUCUCGUGGAGGUAUGCGGGUAUUAUUUCGGUUCCCCCGGCAUGUCAUUUGUUAAAACUAACAUCCGGCCUCUCCCGAACAUGAAAAAUACCAUCGAAGAGAUCUGGCAAAGAGUUUAUUGGCACGUGUUCCCGAUGCCACUGCCUCGUAGUUUGGACCAGGUAGUCAGAAAAGACUUGUCCAAGUCGGGAACAUGGAUGGAUCUUCGACUCGAUGCAGAUUUUAUCAGUAUUGAGCUUGCUGAAGAUAUCCUUGACAACUUAGUCGAAGACACCAUCACAAGCUACAUAAAUGUAAGCCCUGAACGUGAAUAUCAUGCUGGAGGGCUAGAAGAGUGACAUCAACUUGUGCAGGGCAGUUGACUCGGUUUUGUUCAUACUUCAUACGAAUAAUGCCUCUCUCCGAAGGUUGGAAUGGGAGAAAAGCAAGCUAAUCAA